Molecule: messenger RNA, 1575 nt
Organism: Magnolia sinica
Lineage: Eukaryota; Viridiplantae; Streptophyta; Magnoliopsida; Magnoliales; Magnoliaceae
Product: UPF0481 protein At3g47200-like
Exons: 1
Coding region: 113-1330 (405 amino acids)
Source: RefSeq, a predicted model, not a curated record
UCCCACCAUCUAUAGAGUCCCACAAAGCAUCCGACAACCAAACUGGCCUGCUUACGAGUCCCAGAUCCUCUCAAUCGGCCCAUACCAUCAUGGCAAAAGGACACUACAAGGUAUGGAAAAACACAAAUGGCGGUAUCUAGAUUCGAUCCUCGAACGCAAUCCCCUAAAGACAUUGAAGGACUACAUCAACGAGAUGGUGAAAUGGGAGUAUGUAGUGAGAAGUUGCUACUCUGACGAUGUAUACUGGGAACGCACUGAGUUCGUGGAAAUGAUUCUGCUUGAUGGUUGCUUCAUUGUAGAGUUCUUUAUCAAGCUAAAAAAGGAUUUACUCGAGAUGGACCCAUUAUUUAGUACGAGUUGGAUGUUGGUCCUCAUUGGGUAUGAUAUGCUGCUCCUCGAAAAUCAAAUUCCUUUCAUAGUUCUGUUGCGUAUCUUCGAAAUGGCUAUCCUUGAUACGCACAAACCAUUCAAGUAUUCAUUAGUGGAGCUUGCCUUUGAUUUCUUUUUUAAUUUCUUCCAUGAAAUCAUGCCUUCUGCUUAUAAAGUCGUGAUGAUGGAUUGCAUCCCUCGUCCUCAUCAUCUGCUCGAUUUGUUCCACUGGUAUUUGAUACCGACCCAGACUCUUAACAACCAGUCCAACCUUCCAAUAUUCAAUCGUACUGUUGAAUCGAAGAAACCAUUCUUCCUCUCGAAAGUUUUAUUUCCAUGUUCAAAUUCAGCCAAGUUGCCCAUUAGUAACCAUCAAUCACCACUAUUGUCGCCACCGUCAACCCCCCAAGUAACUUCAAAGAUGAUCCCUUGCGUGGCUGAGCUCCAACUUGCAGGGGUCAAGUUCAAGAAGAGAGUGGAGUGGAGUAGCAUCUUGGAGGUGAAAUUUAGCAAUGGAGUGUUGGAAAUCCCACCACUGUCCAUAAAUUCCUACACCAAAACUCUCUUUCGGAACCUUCUAAUGUUCGAAGAAUGCUACCCAAAAGCUAGAAUCUGCUUCAUGACUUACAUCGUCUUCAUGGAUUGCAUCAUCAAUACGUCCAAGGAUGUGGCGUUGCUCCAUCGGAAUGGGAUCAUAAAUCAUUUAAUGGGAAGCAAUGAGGAAGUGGCUCACCUAUUCAACUCGCUUGGCUAUGGGCUAUUUGAUUUCCAGAAUAAUUACCUUUCGGAUCUAUACAAGGAUGUGGAAAAACAUUGCAAGACGAAAUGGAACAUGUGGUGGGCGAGCUUGAGACGCAAUUAUUUCACCAGUCCUUGGGCCGGCCUUGCUACGUUAGCAGCUGCCAUCGUCAUUCUGGCCACCAUCAUUCAGGCGAUCUUCGCCAUCCUUUCCUAUAAGUGACCCCGUUCUAGUUCUUGAUCAUCAUAUUUUAAUGGUUAUACAUCCUAGGUCUCCUCGUUCCAUUAUCUAGCAUCUGUUAUUCAUGUAGCAUGUUUUAAUAUGGUUAUGCAUCCUAGAUCUAUUGGUUCCAUCAUCUAGCUUAUGUUCUUCAUGUAGCAUGUUUUAAUGGUUAUGCAUUCCUAGGUCACGUCAUUCCGGCCAUCAUAUAUGGCUCAUGUUCUUCAUGCAGCAUGUUUUAAUGAUUA